UGGGCAAGUGUGUGAGAGUGUGUGCAUGUGGGUCUCUGUCUCCUCCUCACAUUUGGGAUCCUAGGGCCCCCGGAUCCCUCGCACCCCACUAUCUAUCUGUCUCUUUUUCUGCGGUCACCUCUUCUCCAGCAGUCACCAUUUCGGCUCCCGGCAGACCCACGCUGGCUGCCCAGCCACUCCCGCGCCUCAGCCUGGGCAGGAAGACCCUGGUGGCGGCCGCUGUUGGGGUCAUGCUGGUGCUGGUGCUGGUGGUGCUCAUCCCCGUGUUGGUCAGCUCCGUGAGCAAUGACAACAGCCACUACGAGAUGCUGGGUACCUGUCGAAUGGUGUGCGACCCAUACCAGAACAAGGGCACCACCACGGGCAUCGCCAGCACUGGCUCUUCUGUGCAGGCCGAGGCCGAGGCUUUGGCCGACCACAGCAACAUGCCUCCACCCUCCACGCUCCUCCAGGGGCCACAGGGGAAGCCGGGCCGGCCAGGCAAACCCGGACCUCCGGGGCCACCAGGGGAGCCAGGGCCCCCGGGUCCAAUGGGGCCCCCGGGGGACCAGUGGGACAGGGGCCGAAGCGGGGUUUUGAGUCUGGGCAACGAUGGACCUAUCAGCACAGUUACGUACAACACACACCCACGAGUGGCUUUCUACGCGGGACUGAAGAACCCACACGAGGGCUAUGAGAUUCUCAAGUUUGACGAUGUAGUGACCAACCUUGGCAACAACUACGAUGGCAGUUCAGGCAAGUUUAUCUGCGGCGUGCCAGGCACGUAUUUCUUCAUCUACCACGUACUGAUGAGGGGUGGAGAUGGAACCAGCAUGUGGGCUGACCUGUGCAAAAACGGACAGGUGCGUGCCAGUGCGAUCGCUCAAGACGCCGAUCAGAACUAUGACUACGCCUCUAACAGUGUGAUCCUGCAUCUAGAUGCUGGGGACGAAAUCUACAUCAAACUGGAUGGUGGCAAAGCCCACGGAGGCAACAACAACAAAUACAGCACCUUCUCCGGCUUCAUUCUUUACGCUGACUGAACACAAUUGUGGAAAAGAAAGAGAUUGUAGAGAAGGAAAAAGAAAAGUGAAGGAUGGAGCAUUUAUCAUCCCAAUUCUUCAUUUAACAUGGAUCUCCAUUGCUUCAACACACACCUAAAUGCAAGUUUUCAUCCAACUGAAAUGGCAGAGACUGGAAUGAGGAUGAGGGUUCAGUAGCUUCUCUUCACACUGAUGAUUGACAAAAGACAAGGAAAUAAAGUGAUAAGUUGUUUUUCUUUUACAGUACUUGUUGAAAAGUUCCUUGUUUCGAGGCUCCAUGUGUGACAUACAUCUCGUCCUUCAAUGUGUUUCCUGAGUAAACCUUUCUCACCUACAGAUAUCUAUUGAGAAAAAGGAGGUUGUUAAAAUGUCCUUAACUCCCUGUGGAAGAAAGAAUGUUAAUUUUAAAGGCUUUGUUCAAAAUCUAAGGCUCAAAGACAAGUAACAAAGAUGAGAUUUGGGACGAUCCUUUCAAUUGCUCCUUACUUAUACAUUGGGCACAGCACCCCCUGUUGGCUAUUGUUGGUAACUGGGUUCAUUCUGCAUUGUUUCGUAUGUGUACGCCGUUGAAACUGCAGUAGUCGAUGAUCUUUGUGGAUGAAUGUUAUUCCUUACAGGCAUUUAAAACAGUAUCACUCCAUCUUCAUUACUUUUCCUUCCCUUGUCAAUUAGCACUCACCCUAAACUCCCCUCUCGCCCAACUCCCGCCCCUCUGCAUCCCCCAAAAAACACUACAACAUGAUAAUAACUACAACAGCCAUUUGGCUCAUGUAAUAUUGAUUAAUUAUAUGAUUCCCUUUUCAACAGAAGAGGUCCCAUCUUUUAAAAUCAAGAAAGUGGACUCAUUACAUUCAGAUAAAUUCAGGACUAUUUGCUAAAAUUGUAUUGAUUUUGACGUGGGGUGGAGGGGGCAUAUCUGAGGAAGAAAAGGACAGAGGGAAGUCGAGGGGCUUCACCUGUCACUCAGUCAUCAGCGAACAUAUUUAUGCAACAGUAUUUUAUUCUUAUGGGGCGAAUGAAUGUGUGCAAAUGAGCUUUCUUCAUAAGCGUGCCCAUGUGUGUGUCUGUACCAACACCAGAGCAUGAACUGUAUUUUGUCUUUGCCACAUAAUUGGUUUGAGAAAUGUUCUAUACUUAAGCCAGUCAAAGAUGUGAUAUAGAGCCAAUGAGAUUGCAUCAGACACGUUUGGCUAUGCCUCUACAAAGAUAUACAAGAAAUAAUAAAGUUGUAAAUUAAAUAAAUCUAUGCUAUGUUUGUCAGUCCUACUCUAUCUUUUGGAAAUGUUGAAUAAAUUUAAAUAACAAAUGGGACAUUUGGAGUCUUUGGUGUAAUGUUUUUUCAACAAAAACUGUCUCUGGAUAAACACCAUUUGCAUAAAUCUUCAGAUUUAAGUAAUAUUUUGCAUUAUAGGCUAUUUAAGAGAUUAGUUAUUUAAAAUGGCAUUGCGAUCAUUUAAAGAAGGCAACACAUAUUCAUAUUUAUGUUUUUUGCUUCUUUCCUCUACUAUCGUGCAUUAUAGGUGAUUUAAGACAUUGCUUAUUUAAAAUGACAUCACAACGAUUUAAAGCAAAUGCAAAUAUGCAUAUUUACAGUGGUUUUUGUUUGUUUCCCUUCUCAACAUUUCUUCCUCUCGUCGCUCUAUUUUUAUCUUGUACCUGUCACCUGGCCUGACUCGCAGAAGCACAGAGGGAAAAACACAGCUGUAGACUUAACAAAAGCUUUCAUUAAGUGUGACUGUGUGUGCCUCAUUGCUUGAUUCACGUUGUCACCUCUGUUGCAUCUCAGGACACCUUUCAGAGGACACAUUUAAACAGCCAGUGCUGCUGAUAUGAGCAGUCACUCCCACAGAGAGAGAGAGAGAGAGAGAGAGAGAGAGACAGAAUUCUUGGCAGAUAUGUGUACUAGCUAUCACAUAUGUUGAGAUUGAUUUACAUAAAUGUAAACCAUGAUAUUCUUUCAUUAUAGAAGCCACUGUCAUUAGGGGAA
Triplophysa rosa is the source of this 3009-nucleotide messenger RNA. It is a transcript of the gene c1ql1l2, whose product is annotated as C1q-related factor. Gene Ontology annotation, molecular function: protein binding. The record is from RefSeq and is a predicted model, not a curated record. Bases 231 to 1022 code for a protein of 263 amino acids. The transcript is spliced from 2 exons. NCBI's taxonomy places the organism in Eukaryota, Metazoa, Chordata, Actinopteri, Cypriniformes, Nemacheilidae.